CCUCUGAAACUCAUCCUCAGACUUUCUUUAGGGAACCUGAAGCCUCACAGCUCCGUGUUUCUCUGUAAACUGCUCUAUAAAAAGGUAGGGAUGCUCAAGAAGAGCUCCUCCGUUCAUCCAUUCAUUCAUUCAUUUGUAAAGCUAGUUUGGUGACUUAAUAUCACAUCAUGGUGAUUUUAAACUCUGUCAUCUACUUGUAUUGUUUUUAUGACUUUUACAUCUCAUUCAGCUCUAUAUUUUUUAUUUUUUUUUUGUCCAAUCUUGCUAGAUUUGUGUCUCAUUUAUUUCCAGGUGAACGCUGGGUUUAAUUUAAUGGAGAUGUUGUCCAUCCUCCACUGUUGUGGGGCGUGUUAUGUGGCUGCGCUCUUGUUCUCGCUGGCUCCGUCCGUCACGUCAUUCUCCCGUGGUGCCAACCAGGCCUCCUGUCGGGAAAUGGUUCCCGGUCACAUCCGGGCACAACCCCAGGACCCUCAGCACGGCUUCGUCACCGUGCGUACGUCCACCUCAUCCUACCUGCCUGGACAGUUGGUAACAGUGACCAUUCGAAGCUCUCGGGACUUCAUGGGUUUCCUCCUCCAGGCUCGUGGGGCAGAGCAUCCCUGGGGCAGGGCAGAAGGUAGUGCUGCCGGGGUCAAGAACAAAUCCAGCGGCGGACACAGGCUCAGGGCUACAGGGGGUUCAGGAGGUUCCUGGACCAUCACCCCGCCAAGCACCCGCACCCUGCGCUGCCUCUCGGACGAUGACACCGUCACGCAUUCGGACAAACAGCUGAAGAGGAACCUCUCGUUUGUUUGGAAGGCUCCGGACGUACCAAUGGGAGACAUACGCUUCUACAUCACAGUGGUGCAGUCCUACUUUGUGUAUUGGGCAGGGAUUGAGUCUGAAGUGGUUCACGAUGGCAGUCGUCGUCCUUGGAAUAACACCACAGGGGUGGAUGAAGAUAAAGGGACUCCAACGUCAGAUCUCACAGCCCACACCAGAUCAAUCAAAGAAACAAUCGGGACAUUCAGUCCUGCUUCCACCUUGGGAACUCCAACACGAACAAAAGUCACUCAUCCAGACUUGGAAAUAAACAGCUCUGUGACUCCGUCGUCCACUCGCUUCAUAAUUGAGACAAGAAACCCUCAUAACAUGGACGCCAAGAGCUCUUUUCCGUUAUCAGCCUCUUUAGCCUCAGCUCAGUCUAGAGGAAUGGAUGCUACCACCAUCUCAACAAGUCCUCUUUCCUUGUUCUACUCUCUUGUUCCCUUCUUCCCUCUCAAGGAUGUUAAGAUGUUCAGAAAGGAUCCGAGACUGACUACUGAUCCCGAAACAAAAGACACAACAUUGAAUCAUAAAACCAGCACAACAGCUACACCUCGGACCGCUCACACCCUCCACAACGUGAGUUUGACAACGUCCACAUCACAGCAGAAUCCAAGAAGUCCAAAGUUGGAGACCCGGAGUAUCCCAGCAUCUCAAGUGAGUAUGGUCAAAGAUGAGCUACAGUCUCGAACGUCUUCACCCAAGCCACUUCUUCGGUUUCAAAUGUCUACGUCCAGACUCCAAUCCAGCACAAGUCAGUCCUUUCUGCCCUCAGAGGCAUCUUCAUCCGAGUCCAGAACGUCCUCCCUGUCUGGGACCCUUCAGGCCUUCUUGGCGUCCCACACAACUUCACCAGUUGAUCAGGCAAACCCUCCAUCCAUCCGGCCUCGACAUCAGCCUGAAAACAUUACCUCUUCUGGACCAAACAGUAGCCAAGAGCAAAUGACUCCAUCUCACCCUCAGCUACCCUCACUACAGACCAGCCUUCACCAAGCUCUAAUAGAACGACUUCAGACCAAAGAGUCUCAAUCUGAGAAACCACUCGAAUCUACUUCUCCCCAACCAUGGUCCCUACGUGGGACUAAACAACCUAAGUCCUUCCCAACUCUUCGACCUCUCACUCCACAAUUUGACCCAAGCUUCAGACUUCAAACAAAGAUCAUGAGCCAAAACUUUGUUCUGGUUCCCUCCACCACUCAUCCUCCUUCUGCUACCAACCUCAGUUCUUUCACCUCGACUUUCCAAGACACUAGCACCACUCCUUCUCCUCUUCCUCCUACUCAUCCCUCUGGUGGUUCAACCCCGGUCACCAUGGGUCCACCAAUCAUCAGGUCAACACUGUUCAUCCCUUCCACUUCCUCCUCCACAAAGAUCCAACAUAAAACAGCUCCAGCUCUUUCUGCUCUUCCCUCUCCUUCCCCAAUUUUAAGUCCUCUUCAUUUACCCUCUACUCAGCCUUCCUCUUCUCUCCUGCCACCGUCCACAUCUACUAUUCCUUCCUCAAGCUCCUCCGAGUCCCAAUCCUCGGAUCCUUUGUUUUCUGUCAUUCCUUUAUCAGCUUCUUCUAUUUCCUUUCCUUCUUCUCCCGCUUCACCAUCUCCUGCAUCCUCAUCUUCUUUUAUUUCGUCUAUCAUCUCACCGUCUUCCUCCCAGUCCACCACCCCUCACCCAGGACCCUCGCCAGCUCCCCGUCGAUCUUUUUACAAUCCCUCCACAUCCUCUUCUUCCCCUCUACUCUCCCAGAAACUCACUGUAGGUCAGAGGUUGCCAAUUCAGAACCUCAUUGCAUCAUCUGACCCAGAGUCCAUAUUCAACGCCCCGACACCAAGAACAAUUGUUCACCGAAACCCCAAACCUCCCCCAACUGACCACGAGUUGAAAUCAAAUCUUCCAAACAACGAUGCAAAACCGAAACGUCCUUUCAAUCCUUCUGGACCUCCAGACAAGGAAGGGAAGUACCCAGAAAUUAUCCCGCGACACAGCGCCUGGGAGCUGGGCAUGCUGCUGGGAUGCUCGGCAGGGUUGGGCAUGGUGCUGGUAGUUGCGGUGAGGUACAUGUACCGCCAGGCUUGUGGUAAACGGACCGAGGUGACCCUCAACGACAGGGAGAGAGAGUAUGGAAGAGGAGAAAGAGGCCUGAUCCAAGUCCAGGAGUGUGGAGAUUUGGUCAGAGUCCGAAAAAUCAGAGAGAACAGUAUUGUGCUUCUGGCAGAGUAUGACAUCCUGCCAUCACCCGGAGACUGAAACACUAAAUCAUAUCUGGAAAAACAGGCAUUAGAUACAACCAAAGGAACACAUAUAAAAUGCUGUAGUGGUAGUUUGCCUAGUUUGCCCGGUUAUUAGAUAUUUUUGCACAAGUGGCAUUUUUGUAGCGUACUGACGACGAUGCUGCUCAGUCUGUUGCUGAGUUCCAGAGAAAUAUAUUUUCAUAGCUUCUUGCACCUUUGCUUUAGCCAACAAAUCUUUGUCUUUGCCCGACAAAAUAUCUCAAAUGGUACCAAAAAACUACCAUUUUUUCCCUUUUUACUGUAGCGUCUACAUUUUGACAGAAGCGCCAGUAGCAGAUUGCGGAUUACAAAUAUAAAUGUAUUGUUUUGAGUAUUGAGUAAAGACGAUAGGCAGUUCAUGAUAAGAGACCGCCCUCUAGUGGAAUCACCUGAAAGUGCACAGAGACGCAAGAUAGUGGCGAGAUAAUUGUAGUUGUUGGACUAUUUUAUAAAUGCUCAUGGACAAAUUUGGGACGAAGAAAAAGUUCUUGGUUCAACUGUUCUGCCUCUUUUAUGAUCUGCCGUAUAUAAGAUUUAGAGCUACAGGUGUAUGAUUAUUUUUCUGAAAGUCAUGAUACAAACUGUCAUUGAAAGUCACAUGAAUGUACCAAUAAAUGCAAGUAAAUGUAAUUUUCAGUAUUAUCCACUGUAUUUCUAUUUCUUCUUAUCUCUUGUCGCUUUGUGGGGAGCACUGUUUUUAAAAAGAAAAUAAUUCCUUUUGGUUUGGUUGGGUUUUUAAAAGCAGCACCAGCCCACUAUGGUCUGCUGGCAGGGCCUUUAUAGACUCUGUUUAUUGGUACUUCAUCCAAAUGAUGUGGCAGACGAGCCAUCUGUCCAGAAAUGUUGGGUCAGUGAAAUUAAUGAGCUGACAACACGUUCCAUUUGGUCAGAGAACAAAUACAAGAACCAAAGGACGAAGCGUUCAUCGAGGGUGUUAAAACUCAGCUGAGGUACGCUCUAGUAAUAGUUUUUUUUUCUUUCUUGUAGAUUUUGGAUUUGAAGUGAUUGUGGAAAGUCAUUCUGGUCACAUUAAAGUCACAAAGUGAUAAGAAAAAAAAGUUGGUUUCUUACAAUUUGUUUAAUUAAAAAAAAAAGCACAAGAACAGACCCACACAUAUCCCAGUCACUAUCUUUCUUCCCAUCAUAUAGAACAAGCGGAACAAUCACACUGUAAACAGGCAGAUUGACUGUAAACUCCACUGAUACCAUACUACCAAAGAUAUAUAUUUUUGCCAUAUGUAUUAUUUUCUGUCUAUGUAUAAAAUCACACUCUCGGGUGAAAAUAUAGGCUUUUGCUUUCUAUGUGCACUGAAAACGUUUACCAAUGAUGCAACAGAUACAACUUUGAAAGGUCAGGGUUUCUUCUAUCUUGAGCUUGAAAGAUGAUAAACACUAAACGUCACUUCGAGUCACAAGGUUGUGGCAAAGAAAGGGUAUUUAAAAUAGGCUGAAGGGUUAUGUAACUUAAUGAGCUACAUUCCUGUAAAACAUCAGAGGAUUUUCACACAAGCCGUGAGGGUAGACAAAAAUCAAACACAUGAAACAGAAAUAUUGAGUAUUAUCCAUGAAAAAAACAAGUCAAUAUUACGUAUCUGUGAGGUGUACCUCUAGGAUUACAAGCACAAUUCAAGGCCAAAUUAGAGUCCAUCUGUUCAAUGUACUGAGCCCAUAACUGAAGUGGUUCAAGUCAAAGUUCUGACCUUAAUCCAGUAGAAAUGUUGUGGAACGACCUGAAGCAUCAGCUGAUGAGAGGAAACCACCAACAACCUGGAACUGAAGUUACUGUAGACACUGAUCAGCAGUUACCAGAAAUAUUUAGUUAGAGUAGACUACAACUUCUAGAUAUUCAGAUACUUUAAAACACAAGUAUAAUAUUUCUGUUUCAUGUGUAUGAUUAAGUUCUCUUCCUCUUCUUUCAGGACUUGUGUGAAAAAUGUCUAAGGCAAGAGCCUGAACACUAAAUAUCACUUUCAGUAACACAUUUGAGGUGCUCAUCAACUGGAAUCUCUUAAACACUAGCCCUCAGACACUCAACGGUGUUGACUGACAUUUAAAUGGAAAGUCCAGGGUUAAUCAGAAUUGGUAUGAAACGCAGGAAGAGAAGUCAUGACCCCUUUAAAAAAAAAAAAAAAAAGAUCAUCCACAGGUGAUGACCAUUGUGGUUCCCAAAGGGAAAGUUGUACAGUUAACAGUCUCAUGUUGUUGUGAUGUGCUACAGCUUUGGGUCUGAUUGGUUGUGACAAAAAUUAAAUUAUUAAAGUCUUUCCAAAAACAUCCAAAGGUCUUUAAACCUCAACUUCUGUAGAAUCUAGUAUCGUCUGCGUAGAGGUUUAUAUUUAGAUUGUGUUGUGUUUUUCCCCAAAAUAUUAGAGUUAAAAAAUUUUUUUUUUGCUUUGUAACAGUUCAAUAUUUGACCGGAUUAUAAACUUCAGCACCGUUAUUGGUCCCAGUUAAAAACAGACCAUUGUUUAAGGCCAACGUCCUUGAAUCCAUAUAGUUCUCAAAUAUUUGUAUAUGAUAAAUACAGUGUGGAUAAUUUAGGAAAACAAGGUUAUUUAACUACAACAGCCAUGAUAAUACUUUCAAAUAUAUAUCUAGGCAUUUUAAUCAAAUUUCCUUCAAAAGCACAGAUUUAGCUUUUAACUGACGUGAAAUUAACUUAAUUUACAGUAAAGUUUUGGCCCGUGUUUUUAAGAAAGUUCCUACAAAGAUGAAAGAAAACACAAUAUAAACUAGCAGCGCAGCUCUGAUUGGUUCUGACAACAUCUUAACACUGGACUUUUGUCUGGAGAAAUAUGGUAACAACAAACUACUCACUUAAUUUACGUAAUUAGAGUAUCUGUCUGCAUAGAGGUUUAUAUUUAGAUGGUGGAUCUUUGAAAUCCUUCCAAUUUCAUACUUUUUUUUUUUCCUGUGCUUUGUAACAGUUCAACAGGUGUCCUGACCAUAAUUAUGAGUUUUCUCAUUGGUUCAAGUUAAUUUGUUAUGCAAAUAAUGCGAAAAUAAAAUAUCAUGCUUGUGAAGUUACACUCCCUACCUUAAAGUUCAAGUCGUACUUCCAUCGUUUGGAAAGAUUACUCGUUAGCUCCACUGUUCAAAAGUGUCACCACUGCUUCUCGUCAACAAACAUAAGCGUUAUUUUAUAAAGUGUCACAAAUCUAUAUUAAACCUCAGACAAUCCAACAUAUAAACGUAACAAAUGUCCACCACUUUCUGGCAGUGACAGAAAAGGCAGAGUAGAAAAAGUUUUGGUAACAAAAAAAAAAAAAACCCUAAAAAAAGGAC
Molecule: messenger RNA, 6356 nt
Organism: Mugil cephalus (flathead mullet)
Lineage: Eukaryota; Metazoa; Chordata; Actinopteri; Mugiliformes; Mugilidae
Product: mucin-5AC-like
Exons: 4
Coding region: 208-3048 (946 amino acids)
Molecular function (GO): oxidoreductase activity, acting on metal ions
Source: RefSeq, a predicted model, not a curated record